AUGAUUCUAUUCCUUUCAUUUAUUUUAUUCAUUCACCACGUCAACACUCUUCAUGUUACCCAUAUCAGUGAUUGUGGAACUGCAAGAGGUUGCUGGAAACUACCAAAUGGAUGUAAAGAUGCAAGUGAUUGUCAGACUAUGAUGACGUGGAAACAUGAAAGACGCCAUCUGAUUAUCGAGAUUGAGAGCAAACUUGUCAAACCUGAUAUGUGGUUGGGAAUCGGAUUCUCGAAGGACGGUUUGAUGGGAAAUGAUACAGUGUUCGAAUGUCAAUUUCCAGCAACAGGAUCUGGAAGUGUUUAUCUAUCUCACAACACUGCAAAGAGGAAUAUCGUCCUCAAAACUAUGCAUGUAAUUUCUUCCGGACGAUACAAUUUAUUCUUCGCAUACGGAAAAAUGGAAAAUGGAGAGAAGAGAAUGCAUGGAAUGGUUGGAAAGGAAGCUCCAUGGAAGUCACAAGAACAAGUUCGAUUCUGUCAAAGAUGUUCCAGCUCUUUCGCCAACGUGGAUUCGGUGGCUGCUGAUGAAUUCAAGAAACUCUAA
This is a messenger RNA of Caenorhabditis remanei, 543 nucleotides long. RefSeq lists its product as uncharacterized. The transcript has 3 exons. Gene Ontology annotation, biological process: regulation of glutamate receptor signaling pathway. The coding region runs from base 1 to 543 and encodes 180 amino acids. The record is from RefSeq and is a predicted model, not a curated record. NCBI's taxonomy places the organism in Eukaryota, Metazoa, Nematoda, Chromadorea, Rhabditida, Rhabditidae.